Molecule: messenger RNA, 876 nt
Organism: Aspergillus mulundensis
Lineage: Eukaryota; Fungi; Ascomycota; Eurotiomycetes; Eurotiales; Aspergillaceae
Product: class I SAM-dependent DNA methyltransferase
Exons: 2
Coding region: 1-876 (291 amino acids)
Source: RefSeq, a predicted model, not a curated record
AUGGUUCAAACAAUUCAAGAAGCCCUAGCCCGUGGCCAGGGAGAAGAUGCCGGAAUUUCAGACGGCCACCGAAUCGAGUACGUGGACACCGUCGAGGCCUACAACAAAUGGGCAGAGGUCUAUGAUACGGACGGCAAUUUCCUGCAAGCACUCGACACAAUCGAGAUGAAUGAUCUGCUCCCGCGCUUCCUACGGCUUGUCCAGGCUCAGACAAAUACAAAACCUAGCACGACUUCUGAUGAGCAGGUGCUUCGACUGGUAGAUCUAGGCUGCGGCACCGGCCGAAAUACUUUACAGCUGACCAAGUCCGCGCCGAAUGAAGCCCAAAUAAUUGGGUUGGAUGCGUCGCCGGGAAUGCUGGAGGUUGCGAAGGAGACUCUUCAAGCCAAAGGGGGGAUGGACCCUGUGAAUGGGCGUACGGUUGUGUUGGGCGUGUAUGAUCUACUUUCGCCGCAACCUGAAUCCCUGCCUAGCCCUUUACGUGGCGGAGCCGGCGCAUUGGGUGUGAUUUCGACGCUGGUGCUGGAGCACAUCCCGCUGGGUAAAUUCUUUGAGGGCGCGGCGCAGUUGGUCAGUCCUGGCGGGUAUCUUCUUGUGACGAAUAUGCACGAGGAAAUGGGGAGUAUUAGUCAGGCUGGGUUUGUGGAUGUCGCGAGUGGAAAGAAAAUCCGGCCGACGAGCUAUGCGCACGCGACUGGAGACGUUGUCACUGCAGCAGAAAGGGCUGGGUUUGAAGUUGUGGAGUUGGAAGAUGGGGAGAGGUUUAGGGAGAGGAGGGUAGAUGCGGAGAUGGUGGAGCGAUUGGGAGGGAGGGCUAAGAAGUGGGUGGGUGUUAUGGUGUGGUUUGGGAUUUGUUUCAGGAUGAGAUUGGGCUAG